Peronospora farinosa is the source of this 657-nucleotide messenger RNA. The record is from the annotation of a GenBank genome assembly. NCBI's taxonomy places the organism in Eukaryota, Oomycota, Peronosporomycetes, Peronosporales, Peronosporaceae.
AUGGUAAUGACCAAGAGCAGCAAGAUGCUUAAUUACAUUAACUACCGCAUGAAGGUGACAUUACAGGACUCACGUGUGCUCAUUGGCUACUUUAUGGCCUUUGAUAAGCACAUGAACCUGGUGCUGGGCGACUGCGAGGAGUUUCGCACACUUAAGGCCAAAAUCAAGUCAGCAGUGUCAGAGGAGCGUGUGGAGAAGCGUCAUUUGGGGCUCGUGUUGUUACGUGGUGAGAGCGUCGUGUCACUUACGGUAGAGGGUCCGCCUCUUGCCAAGGAGAACGAGACUGUUGGACCGAAUGGUCCAGGUAUGGCGCGUGCGGCAGGACGUGGUAUCCCAGCGGCAUUGAUGGGUGGUCCACCCAUGGGACUAAUGGCCCCUAUGCGUGGAAUUGGUGGUCUUGCACCAGGAAUGAUGCAGCCAGGACAAGUGGCGGCGAUGGCACAGCCGCAGGCUUAUGGCCGAGGUCGCGGCAUGCCUGGACCUCCCAGUGGCUUGAUGCCACCACCUAGACCCAUGCCAGGCAUGGGAAUGCCACCUCCGGGUAUGGGCCCGCCCCCCGGAAUGGGAAUGGGACCACCGCCAGGAGUGAUGCAUCCACCGGGAAUGCGUGGGCCCCCGGGUCCACCGCCUGGUAUGCGUGGCCCACCGGGGCAGUAG